CAACACAAUACCCCGCUGUAUUGUGCGUUUAAGACGUUCAACUGCAUGUCUUAAGCCUUCACUGAACUGCCGAACAAUCCGCGACAUUUACAAGCGGGAGCGCUUCAUGGUAGACAUUGGCACCGCACUACAAUAUAGAUGGAAUUGUAAUAAUGGAAUACCACUGGGUACUGUUUUCUGUCUUGAUACAGUUAUCCUUCCAAACAGGCAGCGCCAGACCCACCAUCACCCCCAGAGGCCUCCACCUGGUCAUUCCACUCAACGCCCCCCUCAGCCUGCUUUGCCAGGGUGACCAGGUGGUGCAAUGGCAGCGGGAGGACCGUCCCAAGCUGAGGGGUGAGGAGCGGACUAAUGGGGCGUCCAUCCUGAAAAUCCCCAGAGCUCAGCCUGGCCACAUGGGCCGAUACAUCUGUCUGGAGGAGAGAACCGGAGAGCAGAGCUCUGUCUACGUCUACGUCAAAGAUCCUGAUAAUGCCUUUAGAAAGACCAUAGUGUUCAGUAUCCUGACUCGUGCGGGAGACAGUGCCUCCAUCCCCUGCCUAGCAACCGACCCGGGAGUGGUCAACCUGCGCCUGGAGCCGUGCCAUGGCAGUGCCCUCCCUAAUGGUCUCCACUAUGCUGCCAGCCUGGAGCGGGGCAUAGUUAUCUAUGACACUAAGAAGGCCUUUGAGGGCUGUUACAUCUGCACUGGCAGACUGGGCGGUGCCCUCGUUAAAUCACACAACUAUGAUCUGACUGUGCGACCAGUCCCAGAUGUGCCUCCUAUGAUUGAGAUGCAGGGGCCCAAGAGGGUGGUCCUGACGCGGGGCCAGAAUCUCACCCUGACCUGCAGCACCACCAACGUCAACGGAGACAUCAAGCUGAAGUGGGCCGCUCCGCCCGGCAAGGAUGCCGUGUGGGCUUCGUCUCCACAGCAACCGGCAGUGGAGAAUGGCUCACGCAUCCUGACUGAGCCCAUCACACACGUCCGCAGCGCUACACUCCAUAUCAACUCUGUCGGGACACAGGAUUCUGGGAGAUAUCGAUGUGAGGGUCAGAAUGAGAAGGGGAUCAGCUCUGAGUCAAUCUGGCUGGACGUCUAUGAUAGAGGUUUCAUCAACCUGGCUCCGUCAGAUAACAGUACUGUGCGUGUGCGUGCUGGGGAGAGUCUGUCCCUGCGUGUGGACAUGGAGGCCUAUCCCAAACCACACACCUUCUCCUGGAGCUUCUCAGGCCAGCAGUUGAGGAACACCUCCGACUUUGUCAUCACCACACAGAACCACCAACACAGGUACAACAGUGAGCUCAGGCUGGUGCGUUUGAAAAUGUCAGAGAGUGGAGUCUACACCUUUUAUGCCUCCAAUGAUGAUGCAACAAUCAAUCAGUCAUUUUCGGUCUACGUUAUCAGUAAACCAGAGAUUGUAUCUCAUGAUGGCCCAGUAAAUGGACAGGUGCGAUGUGUAGCUGAGGGAUACCCCGCCCCACAGAUCACCUGGUACUACUGCGAACAGCCUUAUAUGAGGUGCUCCCACCAGAUGAACGCCACUCAGGAGGAGCAGGACAUUGUCACGGUGACGUUGUUGAGUCCUUCCUUUGGGAAGACGGAGGUGGAGAGCAGGCUGAACAUCACCACGGGAAGAUUCCACACGCUGGAGUGUGUGGCCACCGUGGAGGGAGAGCAGGACUACACACUGUUCUCUAUCAGUGAGAGAACAGUUACCCAUGAGCUCUUCACCCCUCUGCUGAUUGGAAUAGUGUCAGCAACCACCCUCCUCACCCUCAUCCUCAUAGUGCUCUUCUACAAGUACCUGCAGAAACCCAAAUACCAGAUCCAGUGGAAAGUCAUUGAAGGUAUCCACGGAAACAACUAUGUGUAUAUUGACCCUACCCAGCUCCCAUACGACCACCAGUGGGAGUUCCCCCGGGACAAACUGCGUUUUGGGAAAACUCUGGGCUCUGGAGCCUUCGGGAAGGUAGUGGAGGCUACUGCUUAUGGAAUGUCCAAAGCUGAUACAGUGAUGACAGUGGCGGUCAAAAUGCUCAAACCCAGUGCCCAUGCCACAGAGAAGGAGGCUCUGAUGUCAGAGCUGAAAGUUCUCAGUUACCUGGGAAACCACAUGAACAUUGUCAACCUGCUGGGAGCCUGUACUGUUGGAGGCCCAACCCUGGUGAUCACAGAGUAUUGCUGCUUCGGUGACCUCCUCAACUUUCUGAGGAGGAAGAGGGAGACGUUCUUUUGCGCCAAGCUAGGGGAGGACUGCUACUACAGGAAUGUAAUGUUGCAGAGGGAGACAGCUACAGCUGGGUCAGAUGGAGACAGCAGGAAUGGCUACAUGGAUAUGAGGCCUUCUGUCGCUGGUGUCCUGCCCAAUGGCUUCUUCUCAGAGAAGAGACGCUCGAUACGCAAAGCAGGUGGUUCCAGUAGUGAGCCUGAUGUUGUGAGUGAGAUGCUCCAUGAGGACAGUCUCUCUCUGGACACUGAGGAUCUGCUCAGCUUCUCCUAUCAAGUGGCCAAAGGCAUGGACUUCCUGGCUUCCAAAAAUUGCAUCCACAGAGACCUGGCUGCCCGGAACAUUCUGCUGACCCAGGGGCGAGUGGCAAAGAUCUGUGACUUCGGCCUGGCCCGUGACAUCACUACAGACUCCAACUAUGUAGUCAAAGGCAAUGCUCGCCUCCCAGUCAAGUGGAUGUCUCCGGAGAGCAUCUUUGAGUGUGUGUACACAUUUGAGAGUGACGUGUGGUCCUAUGGCAUCUUGCUCUGGGAAAUCUUCUCACUCGGAAGCAGUCCAUAUCCUGGGAUGCCUGUGGACUCAAAGUUCUACAAAAUGAUUAAGGAAGGAUAUAGAAUGGAUGCACCAGAGUAUGCACCGAGUGAAAUGUAUGAGAUAAUGAAGUCGUGCUGGGACUCGAACCCCUUUAAGAGACACUCCUUCAGCAAGGUGGUGGAGAGGAUCGAACAACAGCUGUCAGACACCACCAAACACAUUUAUCUGAACUUCAGCUCCAGGUUUCCGGUUACAAUGGGGCAACAGGUUACCAGCGUGGACCAGGGGACCCAGAAUGCCAACGUCCUUCUUCUCAACUCUGUGGGCAGCAGCAACGCCUCCACUCAGCCCCUAUUGGCCAGCACCAGCGUUGACAUCUUUCUGGGGGAGACGGACACCGGGGUCAGGGUCCACCGGGUGUAAGGCCCCACCCACGAUGGCUGCCCCAUAAAGUGCCUGUUCAGUGCCGUCCCAAACACCCCACCACACCCUAUCCCAACCAUAUGUGUCUAGCUAUUAGCCAACCCCUCCCAACCAUAUGUCUAGCUAUUAGCCUCCCCCUUCAGACAGAGACUUAAAGAAGGAUCCUCUCGAAACCUCUGCUCCUGGCCCCCUUAGGGGGUACCAUUCCUAGGUCACUACUGUAUAUCAAUUUUGAUGUGCUGUUUGAAAUGGACACUAUAAUUUAUAGCUCCAUAGUAGUGCUAUUUUCAGUGGACUUUCUUCAAUGUUGCUGUUACCGUAUCUUAUGCGUUUCAUACAAUGUUUUUGUUUGUUUCACAUUUCCGUUGUCAAUGUUUUAAACUGAAUUACUAUGUUUAUUCGUUUUAAAUAUAGUUAUUUUUCUCAAAAUAAAUCAUGUAGCAUUUAUAAUGGUUGAAAGACAAUUAUCGUUGGAAGUGAAAGUACUUGAAAUUGAACAUUUUUCUAGAUGUCGGCAUCAUGUAAUGAAGCUUUCAGCUGACCUUUUUUCUGUUGCAUCUUUUAAGAGUUAAUGUUAGUAUUAUUCCUCACAUUCAGUUUUGGUGAUUAUGUGAAGGAGAGACAUUUCUAGGGCCAAUGGUUGAAAUGAUAUUCAGUAGGUUUAGUCUCAAAACGUCUCAAUCUAAUGAACCGAUAAGCAUGGUACUAUGACUUCAGCUUGUAGUUGACGUUCCUGUGUAUACAGUGAGGGAAAAAAGUAUUUGAUCCCCUGCUGAUUUUGUACGUUUGCCCACUG
Messenger RNA from Coregonus clupeaformis (lake whitefish), 3963 nucleotides. Its product is annotated as mast/stem cell growth factor receptor Kit. Gene Ontology annotation, cellular component: signaling receptor complex. Gene Ontology annotation, molecular function: transmembrane receptor protein tyrosine kinase activity; ATP binding; cytokine binding. Gene Ontology annotation, biological process: positive regulation of receptor signaling pathway via JAK-STAT; Kit signaling pathway; Fc receptor signaling pathway. Lineage: Eukaryota; Metazoa; Chordata; Actinopteri; Salmoniformes; Salmonidae. The coding region runs from base 153 to 3167 and encodes 1004 amino acids. The transcript has 21 exons. The record is from RefSeq and is a predicted model, not a curated record.